Messenger RNA from Ictalurus punctatus (channel catfish), 513 nucleotides. Its product is annotated as CD209 antigen-like protein 2. Lineage: Eukaryota; Metazoa; Chordata; Actinopteri; Siluriformes; Ictaluridae. The transcript is spliced from 4 exons. Bases 122 to 415 code for a protein of 97 amino acids. The record is from RefSeq and is a predicted model, not a curated record.
UCCAUUUCAGCUCCUCUUCUAGCCAAUCAAUCGAAGAGGGGAGGUGACGUCACUCCACUGCGACUCAUGGCUGUGUGUUGACAGGUGAAGAAAGAUAUCCCGGACAAUUACAGAUAAAGGGAUGGGUUUCAGCUUCAACUCGGGUUUUAACUACAUGUUUAAUGACCGCAAGAGCUGGGAUGAGAGCCAACAAGACUGCAGGGACAAAGGAGCAGACCUGGUGAUCAUAAACAGCACAGAGGAAGAGGAGUUCAUUCUUAAACAGCUUACAAGCAGCAGUCAGGCUUGGAUCGGUCUGACUGACAGCGACACAGAGGGGGUGUGGAAAUGGGUGGACGAUACACCACUGACCACUUCGUUCUGGUUGGUGGAGAACCAAAUAAUGCAGGCAAUGAGGACUGUGCCGAGAUUGUGAGUUGGAAGAACAGCUGGAACGACAGAUCAUGCUCUGCAAAUGUACGGUGUAUCUGUGAAAAGAACGUGUUUUUGUUGUAAGGUUAAAAUAACAGAAUG